This is a messenger RNA of Malaya genurostris, 1010 nucleotides long. RefSeq lists its product as uncharacterized. Bases 266 to 931 code for a protein of 221 amino acids. The record is from RefSeq and is a predicted model, not a curated record. The transcript is spliced from 5 exons. Gene Ontology annotation, molecular function: lipid binding. NCBI's taxonomy places the organism in Eukaryota, Metazoa, Arthropoda, Insecta, Diptera, Culicidae.
UGGCAACUGAUACCUACUGGUGGUGCAAGUGAUGGUGGUGAUUUGUGUUGUUCCUUCUAUUCUUCUCUUCGAAGCUCCGUGGGACGAACGGGAUCUAGGAUGUGGAAAUGUGGUCAGCAUAAUUGAUGUGUGUCUCCCAAGGAAACUGACAAAUAAUUUGCCAGGGAUCUGCGAAUAACUUUGUUAUUGGUUUAACAACAUAUCUUUGCUGUGUAGUUGGUCGCCCUAUGUUUCAGUUCAUACUAGGUCCCGCAACACCUUACCAAUGUCUGCCAAUAUGAAUAACUAUGUUGAUAUUAUAAUGAUUCAAGUUGGACCAUGGUUGAAUGAAAACUAUAUACCAAUCGAUUUACCAGAUGUAGUUGAAGGGUUCGAGCACACACCGAUUAUAAUCACCUAUCACGGCGAGCUGGAGCUUACCAAUGGGCUGUUCCAUAACAUUCAGAGCGUAGUUCGCAAUGGACCUGCAACAAUGCACUACGACGGAAAAUUGCUUCGAGUUGUUGUUGGAGCGACGCUACGACAACUUGCUUUCACAUACGACUACUCAGCUCACAUCAUGGAUCUAGGACCAACCGGUUGGGUCGACGUGGAUGUAGCAACGACAACUUUCCAGUCUGAGUUUAUUAUCAAUCUCGACAAUUUCUUCAUAUAUUUAGGAGAUUUCAGGUUGACGGACAUGGGUUCGUUAAACAUCCGUUUCCGUGGCAACGUAUUGGUGGACUGGUUGACCAACAUAUUUGUCAGUAUCAUCACAACUGUUUUCAACAACACCAUCAGAAAUGUGGUUUCAAACACGAUGCGCGAGUUUAUUCAGGCUACUCUGGACGAGAUGAAUGCCCGUAUCCAGGCCCAGGGGCGUGUUAUGAAUGAGCAAGAUAUGUUUCAGUUCGCUCAGCAAUUGAAGUUUGUGCUCCAGGGUUCCGCUUGAAGGAUGCUGUUAAUAGGCAGCGAUAGUUGGUUGCAACUUGAAAUUAAUUUUCGAAAAUAUUAAAAAUUGUUCAAAAUCA